Molecule: messenger RNA, 2525 nt
Organism: Pollicipes pollicipes
Lineage: Eukaryota; Metazoa; Arthropoda; Thecostraca; Pollicipedomorpha; Pollicipedidae
Product: protein Hook homolog 3
Exons: 14
Coding region: 127-1770 (547 amino acids)
Biological process (GO): cytoplasmic microtubule organization; cytoskeleton-dependent intracellular transport
Cellular component (GO): cytoplasm; centrosome
Molecular function (GO): dynein light intermediate chain binding; microtubule binding
Source: RefSeq, a predicted model, not a curated record
ACGAGCAGCUCGGAGGAGGCGGGCCGCCUGCUGCAGCUGGUGCUCGGCGUCGCCGUCAACUGCUCUCGCAAGCAAGAGUACAUCGAGUCGAUCCAGGAGCUGGAGCCGACCGUGCAGGCGGUGCUGAUGGCCGCUAUUCAAGAGCUGAUGUCGCGCGGCGGCUCGGGCAGCUCGCUGCUCGAUCCCUCGCUCGACGUCGGCUGCCUGCCUGAGCUCGCCUCCGAGCUCGAGGUCAUCAAGGACGAGCGCCACAAGAUCCAACAGCGCUGCUACGAGCUCGACAACCAGAUCGUGAUGCUGCAGGACGAGAAGUCGAUGCUGCGGGCCGAGAACCAGAAGCUGCAGGAGCGGCUGCGGCUGCAGCAGGAGCUGCCGGACGCAUCGACCGGCGGCGAGGGCCCCGAGCAGCGGCAGCGCUACAAGCAGCUGCGCGAGAAGCUGGCCGCCGCCGAUGAGGAGAUCUACAAGCUGGAGGCCACGCGGGAGGAGCUGCGCAGCAGGUGCGACGUGGUGGAGAAGGACCUGCGGGAGACGCAGACCAAGAACGAGGAGCUCCAGCGCAUGGCGGACGAGACGCGCCGACUCCGGGAUGAGCUGGAGAUCCUGCGCGACCUGGCGUCCAAGGUGCCGCAGUACGAGGCCAAGCUGGACACCUACCAGAAGCGGCUGCAGGAGAUGGGCGACCUGCGUCGGCAGAUCAAGCUGCUCGAGGAGAAGAACACCGACUACAUGCAGCAGAACAUGGAGCUGGAGGAGGAGCUGAAGAAGUCGGGCAGCUACCGACCGCAGCUGGACCUCUACAAGAAACAAGUGGGCGAGCUGCACGACCAGCUGGCCGAGGAGACCAAGAAGCGCGACAAGGCCGAGUUCGACCUGCGCAAGCUGGCCGAGAAGAUGGCCGCCCUGCAGAGCGAGAAGGAGCGGCUGACGGAGGAGCGCGACAAGCUGCGCGAGGUCAACGACGAGCUGAAGCUGGCGCAGCUGCAGCUGAGCGGCGCGCCGUCGCCGCUGGGCGCCCGGCUGGCCGACGGCGGCUCGCCCUCCGACGUGGGCGCGCUGGAGCAGAUCCCCACCGACGUCAAGGAGAAGCUGCUCCGGCUGCAGCACGAGAACCGGCAGGACCAGGAGGAGGCGUACCGCGCGCUGCUGGACGACCUGCGCGCGCGCGAGACCUCGCUGCAGGCUGAGAACAGGCGGCUGAACCAGCGCAUCCUGGAGCUGCAGUCGCAUCUGGAGGAGGGUGGCGGCUCGGAGCGCGCGGCCCCCUCCACCAGCCGCCUGUACUCGCUCGAGCAGGAGCUGCAGAACAAGACGAUGCAGAUCGGCGAGAUGGAGAUCCGGCUGGCCGAGCAGGCGGCUCGCACGCAGGAGCAGCAGGAGCAGCUGUCCCGCCGCGACGCCGAGAUGGCCGCCAUGGAGGAGCGCUACAAGAAGUACCUGGAGAAGGCCAAGUCGGUGAUCCGCUCGCUCGACCCGAAGACGGCCGGCUCGGCCAGCUCCCCGGACGUGUCCGUACUGCGUCAUCAGCUGGCCGAGAAGGACCGCCUGCUGGAGGUGAUGGAAAAGGAGAGCGAGAAGGCGAAGUCGAUCCGCGAGGCCGAGGAGCGGCUCAUCACCACCGCCUUCUACAACUUCGGCUCGCAGAUCCACCGCCAGGCGGUGGAGCAGCGUCUCUCGAACAUCAGCGGCGGCCAGUCGUCCUUUCUGGCCCGGCAGCGGCAGGCCAACACGCGCCGUCUCCACGGCAACAGCGAGUUUUACGACUACUAGCGCCACCUAUCGGGCUCGCCGGCUAUUGCCCGCGCGCCCGCGAGCUUCGUCGAACUCCCGGCCUCCGACCUUCCGCUGACCUUGAGCCUCCCACGCCGAAAAAGCGGCCGUGUUUUAAUCGGUUUUAGUUUUACGGUCCCAUGUCGGGCCACCGGGCGUUUGUUGCCGUCUUUAACACCGUUGGUUAGGUUUUAAUUCCAGUCCGAGGCGCGUUCGUUUUGUCCUCGGGCGUGCUCGUUGUUGGAGGCCGCCUGCGGACCGUCCCUUUCAGGCGGACCUUUGGGGGCCUCGAACAGUGCCUUGCCGGCCUGGUUCGCCUGGGCGUGUGGUCACCCAGAAGGAACGAUGGACUGAUGCGUGGUGACGAAAUGGCCGUGUUGCUUUCUGGAUGAUCACCAUUUGGUAUUGCACUUGCGCGUCUUAUCUGGUCGGUGCUGGUCUGAACACGUGGAUUGCCCUGCUGUUUAGGAGUGGAAAUGAUUCAGGUCGUGUAACAGACGACUCAUGCACCAUACGUGAUCGUGCUGUCGGGUGCGUGCAUGCCAGGUGAUUUUAUCGCACGCGUUGUAUGUGGAUCGCAUUAUCGCAGCUUUACCGCGGCGGAUCCGGGAGUUACCUUGUAUGUGAUUCGCUACCGCUCGGCUCGCCACCUAAUCAUGAACGCUGUUUGAGAAUAUAUUUUCAAUUGCAUGCCGGACAUAUCAUUCCUUAACUACCUGAAACGGGAGGUAUCGUCAAUAAACUGCGUUGUGAAG